CCGUGCGGUUGCAGCUCCAGCUUCUGCUCCUGGAUUUGCAGGUUGGAUUGUAUCGGGGGUCGCACUGUGAGUGCUGCCUGGACCCCUCCGGGCUCUUCCUUCUCUUUCGGAGGAUAGGAACUUGUGGGAUGUGGAUGUUGUUACCUGCUGAGCCCGUCUGGGAUCUGUGACUGAGCGGGGACCAUGCUGGGUGUCACCCUGUACCUGCUGCUGCCUCUGAUGGAUGCCGUUCUGUCUGCUGAGUUGAGGCGACUGCCAUCUGGGGACCGACUGGACUGUGUAAAAGCCAACGAGCAGUGCCUGAAAGAGGCUGAAUGCAGCGCCAAAUACAGGACUCUGCGCCAGUGCGUGGCCGGAAAAGAGACCAACUUCAGCAAAGUCACCGGCCUGGAGGCCAAAGACGAGUGCAAGAACGCCACCGAGGCGCUGAAACAAAAGUCCCUGUACAACUGCCGCUGUAAACGAGGAAUGAAGAAAGAAAAGAACUGUCUGCGGAUAUACUGGAGCAUGUACCAGAUCCUGCAGGGAAAUGAGCUGCUGGAGGAUUCGCCCUAUGAGCCCGUUAAUAACCGUCUCUCCGACAUCUUUAAAAUGGAUUCCAGUUUAUCAGAACCGAUCAUCUCGAAGGGUAACGAUUGCUUGGACGCAGCGAAGGCGUGUAACCUGGACGACACAUGUAAGAAAUAUCGCUCGGCCUACAUAACGCCCUGCACUCACAGCAUAUCCAACGAGGUCUGCAACCGCCGCAAGUGCCACAAAGCCCUGCGCCAGUUCUUCGACAAAGUCCCGGCCAAGCACAGCUACGGCAUGCUGUUCUGCUCCUGCAAGGACACGGCCUGCUCCGAGCGGAGGCGCCAGACCAUCGUCCCCGCCUGUUCAUACGAGGAGCGGGAGAAGCAGAACUGCCUGAACCUGCAGGAGUCCUGCAAGACCAACUACAUCUGCAGAUCUCGUCUUGCACAUUUUAUGGCCGACUGUCAGCCGGACCCGCGAUCGGUGAGCAGAUGCCUGAAGGAGAACUACGCCGAGUGUCUGCUGGCCUACUCCGGCCUCAUCGGCACCGGGAUCACCCCGAAUUACAUAGAGUCCAGCAGCCUCAGCGUGUCCCCCUGGUGCGACUGCAGCAACAGCGGAAACUACCUUGACGACUGCUUGAAAUUCUUAAACUUCUUCAAGGAUAACAUCUGCCUCAAAAAUGCCAUUCAGGCUUUUGGGAACGGAACAGACGUGAAGCUGCAGCCGGACCCCCCGGUCCACACCACCGCCUCCUCCGUCCUCUCCAAACCCAGGCCUAAGGAUCCCGCCUUCCCAGACAACGUGCACUUCACCAACGAGAUCCCAACACACAACGGGCUGCCGGCGUGCGCCAGCCUCAUACAGGCGCAGAAGCUAAAAUCAAACAACUCUGUGGACUCUCAGCUGUGCCUGGCGGAGCAGUCGCUUGGGAAAGACCUAGUGGAACGGUCCUCCAGCGGCCACAUCUCCGGCAACGAUGCGCCUGGCGUCUGGUCCGGCACGGCCCUCCUCCUGCUGAGCACGACGCACUCUCUGCUCCUCGCCUGCGCCCUCCUGACGUUAUAGCCGCCGCGCUCCUCAUGGACCUCUUCAGAUCUCUAUAUAAAUCUAUAUUCCAUAUGAAGAAUAUUAUUCACUUUCCUACCUUCUCCUUCAUCUGAAUUUGCUGCUCCAGAACAAGAAUGAAUGAAGCAGAAGAAAACCAAGCGCUUUUUUGUGGUGUCCUCGGGGGAGGGGCUGUGUGAUUCCUGUUGCGAUCUGAUUAACCCCCCUGGUUCUGGGCAUGUCUUGUGUUCUAAAGAGAGUUUGUACAUUUGGUUGUCGAUAAAGUUUUUUUUGCUACUUUA
Bufo bufo (common toad) is the source of this 1862-nucleotide messenger RNA. It is a transcript of the gene GFRA1, whose product is annotated as GDNF family receptor alpha 1. Gene Ontology annotation, molecular function: signaling receptor activity. The record is from RefSeq and is a predicted model, not a curated record. NCBI's taxonomy places the organism in Eukaryota, Metazoa, Chordata, Amphibia, Anura, Bufonidae. Gene Ontology annotation, cellular component: external side of plasma membrane; signaling receptor complex. Bases 184 to 1581 code for a protein of 465 amino acids. The transcript has 9 exons. Gene Ontology annotation, biological process: nervous system development.